This is a messenger RNA of Octopus sinensis (East Asian common octopus), 908 nucleotides long. Its product is annotated as thyroglobulin. The transcript has 6 exons. The coding region runs from base 90 to 821 and encodes 243 amino acids. The record is from RefSeq and is a predicted model, not a curated record. Gene Ontology annotation, biological process: cell-matrix adhesion. Lineage: Eukaryota; Metazoa; Mollusca; Cephalopoda; Octopoda; Octopodidae. Gene Ontology annotation, cellular component: basement membrane.
CUGCCCGACACAGUUGAUCAUUUGCAUAGAGGUCAUCGAAAUUACGCAGCUUUAUCACAGCAUCUGAGCAAACGAUUAACAUCCGUUUCAUGCCUAUAUAUAAAGACGAGGACUUCCUCGACUCACCACAGAACCUCUUCGCCGUUGUUCAAGAUUUAUUGUUGUCGACCAUGAAGUACAUCUUCUUUAUUGCCCUGAGUGUUGUAGCAGCCGGUGCUCACAUCUGCUCACCUAAUGCCUGCAAAUAUUUUGAAUGUCUACCUGUAGAAAAUUGUGUAGAUGGUGAAAUAGGAAAAGGAUUUUGUGGAUGUUGUGAUAUUUGCAUAAAACAUUUGAAGGAAGGUGAUCCCUGCUUUCUCGGAGAUAUGUUUGGAAGCCUAGUCACCAGCAAGUGUGGUCUUAAUCUUGUCUGCAGCAGACGUUCCAGAACUUGCAUCAAACCAUUGAAUUGUACACAACUGAAAUCGGAGACUGAGGGCAAGAAUUUGCUCGGAGCAUUUAUUCCUCGAUGUGAAACUGAUGGAACUUUCUCUGCUGUCCAGUGUCAUGGAUCAGUGUGUUACUGUGCACACACAGAUGGUACUCGUAUCCCAGGAUUCCAGUCUGCCAUUCAUAAUAUCCAAGGAAUGAAUUGCAACUGUGCCCGCCAUAAGUUCGCAUAUGGAAAGACUGGCUUGAUUGGCAAACUGUUCCACUGUGAAUCCAACGGUAAUUACAACAAAAUCCAAUGUACAGGAAGUGCAUGCUAUUGUGUUGACGAGGUUGGCAAACUAGUUGGUGAAUCAGUUCAUGUUAGCCAGAGAAAAUCUAUGACCUGCUAGAGAGAGACUCUGGUAAAGAUCUCUACUUGAGAGAAAUUCGAAUCAAAGCUUUAUAUUGAUGUCAAAAUAAACAAAAUUUGAAAGAUA